UUAGUGAUCAUAACAAUUUCAUAAGAUUUUCUUGUAUAUAUUCCUAGCAUUUUGGUUUCAGUUGCUUUCCAUAAUAAUUAAGAAGAAUGGUCGUUCUCAUCGAGCAAUCAGAGCUAACAAGACCGCAAGCUGAGGAGAACAAUGAUGAUUUGGUAUUGGAUGGUGGUUUUUCCUUGCUCAAAUCACCUUCACAUGUUGGAUUUACAGUCCCUGAUAUCAAUUCAUAUGGUCACUCCUUCAGAAAUUAUUAUGAUGAAAGCGAAAGGAAUAAGUCUGUGGAGGAACUUUACCGACAACAACACACGAAUCAAACAUAUGAAUUUGCUAAGAAGAUGAGAGAGGAAUAUGGGAAACUGAAUAAAGUAGAAGUGGGUAUAUGGGAAUGUUGUGAGAUGCUUGAUAAAAUUGUGGAUGCAAGUGAUCCUGAUUUAGAAGAAUCUCAAAUUCAGCAUGCAUUGCAGACAGCUGAAGCUGCUAGAAAUGACUACCCUAAUGAAGACUGGUUACAUUUGACCGCUCUCAUUCAUGAUCUCGGAAAGGUUCUUCUCCUUCCAAGUUUUGGUGGGCUUCCUCAAUGGGCUGUUGUCGGAGAUUCGUUUCCCCUUGGUUGUGCUUUUCAUGAAGCUAAUACUCACUUCAAGUACUUCAAGGACAACCCAGAUAGCAACAAUCCAGCUUAUAAUACUAAAAAGGGCAUAUAUGAUGAAGGAUGCGGACUGGACAAUGUAAUGAUGUCAUGGGGACAUGAUGAGUACAUGUAUUUGGUUACUAAGGGGAAUAACACCACUUUACCGUCGGAGGCAUUGUUCAUUAUUCGAUAUCACUCUUUUCAUCCUUUGUACCAGACAGGAGCGUACAAACACUUGUAUAGUGAAGAGGAUGUUAAGAACCUCAAGUGGCUAGAAAUAUUUCACAAGUAUGAUCUCUACAGCAAGAGCAAUGUGCUAAUUGAUGUUGAAAAAGUUAAGCCAUACUAUAUGUCGCUCAUUAAGAAGUAUUUCCCGCCAAAGCUCAUAUGGUAAAUCUGUCUAGAAAUACUAGUAACAUAUUUUAUAAUGUAUUUCUUUUUAACACAUUUUUUACUAUUAUCUGAAAUUUGUUUAAAGUUAUAAUAUUAUAUGAGUCUCAGUGAGCUCUAUUUAUAAUUUAUAAUUUAUAAUGAGUUUGAAAUAAUAGUAUAGACGUGUAUUUAAAGAAGUGUGUAAAAAAUUGUAUUACUUGCCAACUAUCUUAAAUAUUGAAUUAAAGGCAAAGGAAAGUGGAGAUGAACUGCAGGGACUGUAUCAAAAUUAUCAUUUAUUUGCUUCUUUUUUAAAUUGUAUCCUUAAGGAUUGAAUUUCGUAUUAUCAAUUAAUGUGUAAUAACGUAUAUGUUGUAUC
Messenger RNA from Glycine soja, 1379 nucleotides. Its product is annotated as inositol oxygenase 2-like. NCBI's taxonomy places the organism in Eukaryota, Viridiplantae, Streptophyta, Magnoliopsida, Fabales, Fabaceae. The coding region runs from base 87 to 1022 and encodes 311 amino acids. The record is from RefSeq and is a predicted model, not a curated record. Gene Ontology annotation, cellular component: cytoplasm. Gene Ontology annotation, molecular function: inositol oxygenase activity; iron ion binding. The transcript has 10 exons. Gene Ontology annotation, biological process: inositol catabolic process.